Rhododendron vialii is the source of this 2562-nucleotide messenger RNA. RefSeq lists its product as uncharacterized. Gene Ontology annotation, molecular function: nucleic acid binding; zinc ion binding. Bases 1 to 2562 code for a protein of 853 amino acids. The transcript is spliced from 2 exons. NCBI's taxonomy places the organism in Eukaryota, Viridiplantae, Streptophyta, Magnoliopsida, Ericales, Ericaceae. The record is from RefSeq and is a predicted model, not a curated record.
AUGCCUCCGAAAUGCAACAAUAAGCGGGGUGGAGCUGGAAAUAGGGGUGCUCGUGGCCGUGGUCGUGGCCGUGGCCGUGAGGAACCGUUAGAAGACGAGGUUAGCCAGCAUGGGGAAGCUUUGCAUGGGGAUGCAGAAUUGGGGGCCAGGCUAAAUCCGAGGGUGCGGAAUGUUCAGAACCCUCUUGCUAGGGAUAUUGUUGCGGCACUUGCAGCCGCUAACCUUUUGCAACCUCCUCCUAGGGAGAAUGCGGACAAUCGGGCCUUAGUAGCUAUGCGAGAAUUCUGUCGUCUAAAUCCACCUUUGUUUGACGGGGCUAGUAGCGACCCUCUCGUGGCCGACCACUGGUUGGCACAAAUCUGUAAGAACUUCACUGCUUUUAAGAUUAUUGAAGAUGACCUACGGGUGAGUAUCGUGGCCGUUCAACUUGUCGGAGAGGCCAGUAAGUGGUGGGAGUCUAUUUUGGAGAGUAGGAAGGAUGCGAGGAGGGCGGCUAGGACCGCGGCUCAAGUAAAUGAGCCGGAUGUGGAGAAUAUGACAUGGGCCAAGUUUGAAACACUUUUUGAGGAUCAAUACUUUCCGGAGUCCUCCCGUGAUCAGCUGAGGGAUCAAUUCGAGAAGCUUGUGCAAGGUAAUAUGACCGUUUCUGAAAACGCGAUGAAGUUCCAAUCCUUGUCACGAUUCGCUCUAGAGUUAGUGGCUACCGAGGAGAGAAAGUGCAGACGUUUUGAGAAGGGGUUACAUAACAUUGUGAGGAGGAUGGUAACGGUGCAACGGAAGACAAAGUACGCUGAGGUUGUUGAGUGUGCAAGGAGUAUUGAGAUACCAAGGGAAGCACAGAGGAAUAGAGGAGUUUGGGAAUCAAGGCAACCAACCGUUAAUGCUAGUUCUUUGGGGACUUUUGGGAGUCAGGGGAGGAAGCGAUCACGGGAAACAUCUUUUGCAACUCAGAAUUUUCGGUCGAAGGAGUGUUAUGUGUGUGGAGAGUUUAGCCAUCUAGCCAAGGAUUGUCCUCGUAGAGUGAGAAGUGCUCGUAGUGAGUCGGGUUCUGUGCAGCAGCCGGGGUCAGGGCAUGGGUUUGACCAGCAGUCAUUCAGGGGUACACAGAGACAUCAACAACCACAUAUCCGUCAGACCACCAUCGUUCAGGGCUCUCAGAAUGAAAGGGGUGCUUGUUUUGAGUUCUUUGGGGAACGUCGGGAAUCGUUGGAGCCGUAUCUGUGUGGGUCUCGAGAGCGGGAGUCCAUUUAUUCUCUGUUGGCGAGUUUGACCCUAGAUGAGGAUGUGUCUGCGCGUGGGGAGUUGCCCCUCGUUGUUUGCGAUUUCCCGGAUGUGUUUCCGGAGGAGUUACUCGGUCUACCUCCUGAGAGAGAAGUUGAAUUUACUAUCGAGUUACUUCCUGGUACCGCACCAAUCUCCGUACCACCUUAUCGUUUUGCUCCCGCCGAACUUAGGGAAUUAAAGGUCCAGUUGCAGGAAUUAGAAGAUUUAGGGUUUAUUCGUCCGAGCACAUCUCCGUGGGGGGCACCGGCACUUUUUGCGCAGAAGAAAGAUGGUUCACUUCGUUUGUGUAUUGAUUACCGUAAGCUCAACCGUGUCACCGUUAAGAAUAAGUAUCCAAUGCCUAGAAUCGACGACUUAUUUGAUCAACUUUGGGGUGCGACUUGUUUCUCAAAAAUCGAUUUGAGGUCCGGUUAUCAUCAAUUAAGAGUCCGAAGAGAGGAUAUUCCGAAAACCGCCUUUCGUACACGCUAUGGUCAUUACGAGUUUGUAGUUAUGCCUUUUGGGUUGACGAAUGCGCCGGCUACUUUCAUGGACUUAAUGAACCGUAUCUUCCGUGCUUACCUUGAUUGCUUCGUGGUCGUUUUUGUAGACGACAUUCUCAUAUACUCACCUUCGGUGGAGGAACACCAAUAUCAUCUCACUAUUGUUCUUGAACUCUUGAGAGAGCAUCGUUUGUAUGCUAAGCUUAGUAAGUGUGAGUUUUGGUUAUCCGAAGUCAAAUUUUUGGGUCACGUGGUUUCAAAUGGUGGAGUGUCCGUUGAUCCGGGAAAGGUAGAGUCCGUUAUGAAUUGGCAGCAACCGAAAAAUGUGUUCGAGAUUCGUAGUUUCUUGGGUUUGGCAGGGUAUUAUCGCGGUUUUGUCCAAGACUUUUCGCGUCUAGCGGCACCUAUGACUAGGUUGACACGGAAAGGGACACGUUUUGUUUGGAGUGACACGUGUGAGACGGCUUUUGAGGAGUUAAAGAAGCGAUUAACGACUGCGCCAGUUUUUAUUAUGCCCGAACGUGGAGUUGGCUACUCCGUUUAUUGUGACGCUUCGAAAGAAGAGCUUGGGUGCGUUUUGAUGCAAUCGGGGCGAGUAAUGGCAUAUGGAUCACGACAAUUGAAAACUCACGAGCGGAAUUAUCCUUCGCACGACUUAGAACUUGCGGCCGUUGUAUUUGCGUUGGAGAGUUGGUGUCAUUACUUGUACGGUGAGAGAUUCGAGGUCUUUUCUGAUCAUAAGAGUUUGAAAUACCUAUUCUCCCAAAAAAAGCUUAACUUACGACAACGACGUUAG